This is a messenger RNA of Manis javanica (Malayan pangolin), 8858 nucleotides long. NCBI's taxonomy places the organism in Eukaryota, Metazoa, Chordata, Mammalia, Pholidota, Manidae. The record is from RefSeq and is a predicted model, not a curated record.
CGGAGUUUCAAAGAUCCUGAAAUAGCUAGAUUCUUCUGUAGUUUUUUUUCCCCCAGCUUUAUGGAGAUAUAAUGGACAUAUGACAUUUUGUAAGCUGAAGGUUUACAAAGUGUUAAUUUGAUAUAGUUAUGUGUUGCAAAAUGAUUACCACCAUAGCCUUAGAAUAGUUCUUUUUUAUUUCAGCUUUUCUCUCUCACACAUGGUUUCCACAAUUUACUUCAAAUUCCUGUCACAAUUUUGUUCAAUCAAAUAUUUAUCUAUACGUAUGUUUGGCUUGCAUAGCUUCAAUAAUACAAAAUCACAUUUCUGAGUUUUCCUAUUUUACUGUCAUUAUUCAUUUCCCUCUUUAAAUUACAAACAUUUAAAAAUUGUAUUCUGAAGUGAGAACAUGGAUCAGUCAUUUCAUAAAGACAAGUUGCAAUGCAAUCUUGAAAUCACUGAAAACAAGUAGGAUCAUCAGAGAAAUUCAGGAAAACAGUUGACAGUGAGAAGUGUGGCAGACAACAUAUUGUCCCUCACAAACAGGACAGAAAAGAUGACAAAACUACCCUUUGUCAUAAUGAAUGACAGUAAACAGCAGCAUUUACAUGAAAAGGUUUAGGGUAUUUUUGGAAACUUAUUCAAAUAUAGGUUUUAUUAUGCAGAGAUGUGAAUCAGCAUAAAACAUUUUUUACAUCUUCACCCUUAGUUGCACUGUUACCUUUUGGAGGCUCCAUUCUAAAUCUUAGAAAGAAUAUUCACAUGUACUUAUCUUCUCAAAUAUGUAUUUUUCCCCUCGUAAAAAAAAAUUGAGAUAAUCUUUAUAGUUCUGCUUUCAAAAUUAUCCAACUAAAAGUAACUUAUUUAGGUUUGGCUAUCUUUUUUGCCCAUUUAUCAUACUUGGGAAAGUAUUUGGAAGGGAGACAUUUUCCCCCCAAAUACUGAACUUAAGUUUUAAACUUUAGUUAAGUUUUCCAUUUGUAUAAAAGUUAUUUUCUAAGGGAAAUUUAUUAUGAACAGGGAAAUGAUUUUGCAAGUUGUUUCUACCAGCCAUAUAUAUUCCUACUCAACUUAUUGAAGGUUGUUGGUCAGAGUAGACAAAUUAGAGAUUGAUUAAUUGUUUUGCUGUAGAGAAAAGAUGUCUUCAGAAAGGAUAAAUACCUAGAUAGAGUGAAUUGAUUGAGUUCUUAUUUUAAUAAUUGAGAAAGGGGCCACAAAUUCGGCUUAUUUAGCAAUCUGUAAGAACCUAAACACUCUCAAUAGAGGCAAAACUAUUCAAGUUUUUCUGGCGUGUAACAAACACACAGAAGUGAGGAUGAUAUUUGAGAAUUGAUUAAAGAAAGUUGAUGAUGGAGACUGAGUCAUUUGAAAUUCUUUAUCCAUUUAGAUGUGAUGAAAAUUAUAACUUUGGUGGUAAGAUAAUGAAUGAUAUCAUUACUAUCUUUCUUUGCUGAAAACGAGUCCCUUUGGCAAGUAUUUUCCCAAAACAGUAAAACAAACAUGUCAGUAGAUCAGUGGGCAUUUUAGCUGAACCAAUGAUAAAAGCUAUUUGAUUUCUCAGGAAGAAAAUAUGCUGAUCAAAAUUUCCACCGAGUAUUGCUUGCCAGAGGUGAGGGUGGGUAGGGGAAUAGGUGAAAUAAGUGAAGGGGAUUAAGAGGUGCAAUCUUUCAGUUAUAAAAUAAAUAAAUAGUGGGGGUGAAAGGUAUUGUCUCAGUACUGGAGUCAGUAAUAUUGUAAUAACUUUGUAUAGUGACAGAUGGUAACUACAGUUAUUGGAUGAGCAUUUCAUAAUGUAUAUAAUUGUCAAAUCAAUAUGUUAUAUACCUGAAACUCAUAUAAUAUUGUAUAUCAACCAUAAUUCAAUUAAAAAAACUUCCACCAGAUACAAGUUGUAAAUGUUGGCAGCCCAAUGGCAGGAUUCUGGUAUCUUACUUGGGUGGUCACUCUGCAUAAUGACAAAAUAAACAAGAAACAAUGAGCCUCCCUCCCUACAAAGCACAAAAGCACCACCACCAAAAGCCGAAUCUGUGUGUCUCUACAUGAGUGAGCCUAGACUCCUGAAAUAUUAUGGCACCAAGACAGACAAGAGCAAUUGCCUGGUUGCUGAAUCUAAUUUAUCAAGUGUCAGUUCAGUUCAACUCAGUCCAGAUCUUAAAAGUGACAUGCUUGGGACAUCAGCCUCCUACCUGCAGGGCAGUAAGAUAGGUAGGACAUGGCUGGGUUAUUUGUUGUGAUUUUGAGUAAUUUUAAACCUAAGUUGAAUAUAAAAAACAAUCAAUGUUAUAGAAAUUAGAAUGCAAACUAUGCACUUAUUUUAGCAUAAAACAGGAAACUGUUAAGACAUUCCAUGUUUGUGGCAGCAUUCAUGAUGCAAUCCACGGUCCUCUGAGGGACAUGUGUUCACUUAUUUUCAGGUGUGUGUGUGUGUGUGUGUGCGUGUGUGUGUACAAGCAAAGGUGUGCUCUGUGUUGGGUGUUCUGAAGUCAAAGCUGAGAAGACAAGCCAGAGGUAAGUGACAUUCCAGGGUCAAUGUAUACGAUAGGAAAUGAGGUUUGUGGUCAAGAGAAGGAAAAGAGGGUAACAGGAAAAGCUGGGAUGACGAAGCAGCCCACAGGAACUGACACUGUGAAGAAAACAUCCUCUCCUGUCACCCUUACUGUAGGCUUCUCUCUUGUCCUGAGGUCGGGCCAUCAUUAUAUUCUGAGUCUGGGCCCAUAGGCAAGGCCCACACCAAAGCAGGAUCUUGAUUCUCCCUCAGAAAGUCUAGAUAUUUUCCGUGUCAACCAUUAUGCAAAAAGGCUAACCUUAACUCACAGGAAGAUGAAGGUGGAGCUUAGCCAGAAGGAAAGGGAUCUCGAUCCUAUCUGAGGUUCUUGCUCGCCUGCGCCCAGACCUGGAGGAGGAUGGAAAUGUGUCCCGUUAUUCCCUGGCUCUUGCCUCGCGUAUCCCUUGAACUGGGAGAGAAGGAGGCUGAGGCCGCCUGAGGAGGAAGACCCAGCUCCCGGGGGCUCCGAGAAGACGCCUAUCCCAGAUCCACACCUAAGUUUCACUUGCUGUCUUUUCUCAUUGUUGUCAUCUUUGAGAAUUUAGUUUCUCUUCCUAAAUAUAACAGUAUGGGCUUAGGUGUGUAAUGGAGAAUUGAGGGGAGGAUUUACUAGUUUUGGGGUUCACUCAAAGAGGGAAAGAAGAGCCUCUGAGACCAUUAGGCCGCAAUGACGCAGAGCCUCCAGGGUUUCAGGGAGCCGGAGCUGAGCUACCGAAUCCAGUCAUCCUCUCAUGCACACAGAUAUGCUGGCCUGUCUUUUACCCUAAGGGAUUUGAAGAGAUGAGAAGCAUCAUAUACUGGCAGGAAAAUCUGAUGUAUCAUGUCUGCUUCUGGGAAGAAGAAACCAAAGAAUGAAAGUUUGUUUUCAGGAGGUGUUGGGCAUUUAUUUAUUUCCUAAUUAACUCUUUCUCCCCCUUGCUCAGGCAAAAACUAGUCAUUUAAUGUCUUUUGAGAUAGAAGGCUGACCAUAGUGUCCGGUGAACAGUGAAACAAGAUAUUUAUUGAAUGAAUGAAUGAAUGAAGAUGACACAGCCUCCAUCCUUGCAGCUCACAGAUUAAGGAGGCCUGAGAAAAGCUCCAUGUUGCAGAAAAGUCCAUAAAGACCGAGCAUUCCAAGGCUUUACUUUGAGCUGGUGCAUGAGCACAUCACUUAUUCCACAGGGAUUAAGGAUUCUCCCCUUCCUCACUGAGGUGGAACAGAAGAGGCAAAUUGUUACAUACACAUGGUCUAACCUGAAAGGCCAGGUAACGUUGACCGCAGAGAUACAAUUAACGUACUGUUAUUGUUAUAGAAAGUGAGUUUAGUCACUCUCAAUGGAUCCAUUUGCUAUUUUCUAAAGAUUUUGAUAAAGAUCUUUCAGGUAUUCAUGUAUUGAAAGAGCUUGACAGAAUGGAUCCAGAUUUCUACGUUAAAAUAAUGGUGUCCAGAGAGAGUAAAACAGGUAAUAAGCACCACGGAUGGCACUCUGUCAUUGUGAGGCUAGCUUCUCUCUGGGUAGGCCACUGUUACUUUGAGUGGCUGCUUAUUAUUUUAUCCAUCACAGGUAUGCACCAUAAAUCACUAAGCCAUCCAUUUAUGUAGUGAAUAUAAAUCUUAUUCAAUAAACUCAGGUAAGCAGGAAAUGUCACAUCUCUAUUUGCUUUAAAUCAAAUUAAAUAAGUCUCUGGACUUCUAUCGCAUAGAGUUGCUGAGCAUUAACUCCAACUUGGUCAUUAUUUGGGUUCCCUUUCCCAUGACCCAAGGUCAUGUAAAGGUUCCGGGAGCGUUAUAGGAACACUCAAAUGUCAGGGAGGCCCACUGGGUGCUGCUGAGAUGUCCAUUGUUCAGGCCUUCCUGGACCUUUGAAGUCUGCAACUCUGUCGCUUCUGCUAGACAGACCACAGGUGCCUUGGUCUAGGUUGGGGUCCUAAGGAUCUUGAGGUACACUUUGCAGGCAUCGUCUGACUGUGCUUCCUCCCUAGCAGGCUUGCAGAGAGCGGAGCCAGGGUCUCUGAUACACACUAGAACUGCCAGCCUCUGUUCCUCUUCCAGCCAGAGAUGCUCUCUUCAUUCUCCCUGGGUGUGUCUGUGUGUCUCCUUCCCUCAGUUCCCAGCAUGAUCUCUGCAAGAGCUCAGGGUUUUGGCGAACACAUGUUCAGUAGAGAUUAUCUCCAACAGCUUCGGUUGUUUGCUAUUACAAACCUCCCCCUGACACAAGGAAACUCCAUGCUACUUGCUUAGAAUAGGAUAUAUUCCAACAUAUUGAACAAUAGCGACAGCAAAUUACUGCCUCAGGGGUUAGCCCUGCUGCUUAUUCAACAAACAGUAAUCUACUACUAACCAUGCGGCAGGCUCCGAACCAGGCACUAAUAGUGAGCAUGACAGGGUUUAUCACUGUUUUCAAGUGACUGUCGUAAUGGACAAUACACACAGGUCCACAGCCAAUGACCACACAGUUGAUAAGUUUUGCAGAGUUAUUUGAUCUGGAGUUGGGAGGUGCAGAAGUCAUCCUUAGAGGAUGUUUCACGUAAGUUGAGAGUGGAAAAAGAGCACGAGUUCACAAAUGAGGAUGUGAACAUGUGCAAACAUCAGGGGCAAGAGAGAUACCACCAUCUUUUAAAAAUUUGAAGAUCCACAGGCCUGGGAUGCUGAAGUUCAAGGUGGGGUGUGGAGAGAAAUGAAGCUAGCAGAUUAAACGUGACACCUAUCAACAAGGAGCAUACACAGUCUAAGGUCCUGGGAACUAAGGGGGUUGCUCACUUAACACGUUUCAAUCUCACUUUUUCUUGCCUUACUUUUCUGUAGUGAUUGGAAAGUUAAAAUACUGACCUUCCUAACCUCCCUUGGGAGUGAGGUGAAGUCUGGUUCUGGCCAGCUGAUCCUGUAAGGGCCAAGGGGAAGCUGCCCCCCGCACCCUCCCCCCACCCCAUCAUGGGCCACUUUGGCGUAUUGAUUAUUUUGAAUUAAAAUUAUUUAAGGAAACAGCGAGAGCACGAACACUCUGACCCGAUUUGUGUCCAGAAAGCAGGAAAUAAAUUUCCACAUGAAAGGUACCAUCCCUGUACCAGGAAGAGAUGCCCUUACCAUCAGACAUAGGGAAUUCAGAGCCCAGAAAACUAUAUAAACAAACCUUGUUACGUUUACUAUUUUACUACCCCAGCCCAGAUGCUGUUUAAAAUUCCUUACUAAUUGAAGCUCCCAGACAUAAGUUUUCUUUGAACAUUCCUUACAGAUUUAUUGUCUCUUUAUCUAAAAAGUAUAAAAACGGCCUGUCUUGGUCAUUCCUUUAGGUCUCAAUUUCAUUACUUGGCCUCCACGCACAUGUAAUUAAAGUUUGGUUUUUUUUCCUCCUCUUAAUCUGUCUCAAUUUAAUUCUUAGACCAUAGGAGGAAAUUUUCCUUCCCUCUCCUACCAAACAGAAGUCUGUCAUGCUGCUGCUCUAUUCCUUUACUCUCCCUGCGUGGUCUGGAAAUGAUGGCUGAAGACAUCACUGGAGACGGGCGCAACAGAAACAUAGAACUGCUUCCCCAUUGCAGAGACUGUCGGAGAGUCCAGCUCCCUCCUCCAAUACUGCCUGGGGCGAGGUGGAUAAACCUGCCUUUGGUUAAGCCACCUCUAUUGAGUUUCAUGCAGAUGAAUGCAAACCCCAAAUACAGGGAGCUAGUGAUGUAUUUAAAUGUGAGAGUUGAUGUUUUUAGUUUAGAACAAUUGCUCUAGCUUUGUGGGAGCUGGUCUGGACAGGGACAAGGGCAGCUGUGGGGACACAGACAGGAGGGCUGUUGGUGACUGAUAAUGGCAGCUGCAGGGCUAAGGUGGCCUUGUUGGAGAGACAGGUGGAUCUGAGAAGUGUUGGGAGGGGAAGAGUUAACUGGAGGUGACAAGACAAAGCAGCUGAGAGGCUCUGGCUUGACUUAGUGGGCAGGAUGAAGAGUCUUUAAUUGUUGGCAUCUCUAAAGAACACUGGGGUUAAAAAUCAAGCUUUUUCAAAUCUUGAUUUCCUUAAAAUGAUGGAUGAAACGACUUUUGCCCAGGUUUUCAAUCAUGACCAUAGAGAUUUGGAGCUUCAGGGAUGCCUGAAAUCUCUCAUAAAUAAUUCUUGUGCAUUUCCCAGGUUGGGAAUGAUCCUGCCACCCAAAACAAGCCUGGAGAAGCAAUUUUUAAAAAUGAUUCAUACAUUGGCAUAUCUGGAGUCAAACAUCUGAGACAUCUAGGUUCUGAGAACUCAGUCACUAACUCAUCCUUUCAGAUGCCACUAACAGCUUCAGUAAGGGCAAAGCGGCAGAGCUCUCCUUGUUUCCUGGUCCGGUCCCUUUGUUUGCAGUCCUGGACUAUGCCAGAGAUCUGGCGCCAUGGGCUGUGACUUUGGAAAGCCUUGUGGGCUGGGGAGAGGGUGAAUGGAACUGAGAAUACCCAGAAUUGCGGGGUUAAGGUGGUGGAGCAAAUUUCAACACUGUCCCUUAUAAAUAUAACAGGUAAUUAUAUUUCUUAUUUUUGCCUUUUCUCCCCCUUCCACAGACAUGAACACAAAGGGCUUUUGGGUUCUUCUACGAGCAAGAGACAGACAGAAAGAGAGGAAGAGGGAGAGGGAGAGGGAGAGACAGGAAGAGAUUCCUAUGUAAGGAGACAAGCACACCUAAAAACCCAAUGGCCUCCACCAGUCGGUCCAGGUCUACACUGACAGCCUCCUUUUGUGAUGCAUGUGCCCAAGUGGGUCUUUAUUCCGGAGAUCUCUGAGUCGUUGGUGAUCUUGUGUUUAAGGACCUGGGUUGUCUCUUCUUACCUGUAGCGCUGGGCACAGUAGAAGCAAGUUUUCCAGGCAGCACUUGGUGCUGUGGCAGCUUAAGGCGCAGCAGAUGCCGAGAGAACGGUCGAAGAUCGGAGCCUGAGUGACCGCCUCACAGAUGCCGCUGGCUUGGGCCCAGUGUCCCGGAGCAGAGCCCGGAGCAGGGACCUGGGUGCGAGUGAGAGGGGGAGAAGCAGGAUGGGACUGGGAAGAGCCAAGCUGAGCUCUGGUCUCAGUUGGAGGCUAACUUCAGUCUGGGCUAAAGGAGGACUCUGAAUCGCACUCCAGAUUGGUCCCGUCUUGAGGCACGUACCUGUAAAUGAGGAUCGCAGUCCCCAGACAGAGAUGAUGUCCGUCAUGUGCAACCACAGCUCAGCAUGCUGGCUGGUACAUAGGGAACUGUAGCCCUCCUUAACCUGGCAUCCGCACCAGGUCCUUGCUGUUGUCUCUCCUGGAGUUCUCCUGCUCACGGCAUUGGCACUGACGUAUUCUGACUGAUUGGCCUAUUUCUCCAUCUUUUAGACCUGGAAUGUAUCAAUGGAGAGAGAGAACCACACAGUGGUGAGUGAAUUUGUUUUCCAGGGUUUUUCCAGCUUUCACGAACACAAGCUCACCCUCUUUGUGGCAUUUCUUGCCUUGUACCUCGUAACUCUGGCCGGCAAUGUCAUCAUUGUGACAAUCGUCAGCACUGACCGUCACCUCCACACCCCCAUGUACUUCUUCCUGAGCUUGCUGUCCGCCUCAGAGACCAUGUACACGUUGGUCAUUGUGCCAAGGAUGCUGUCCAGCCUCAUAGGCCCAAGCCAACCCAUCUCCUUGGCUGGCUGUGCUGCCCAGAUGUUCUUUUUUAUCACUCUGGCCAUCAACAACUGCUUUCUGCUCACAGCAAUGGGGUACGACCGCUACGUGGCCAUCUGCAACCCCUUGAGGUACACAGUCAUCAUGAACAAGAGGGUGUGUGCCCAGCUGGCAUGGGGGGCCUGCAGCAUUGGGCUGCUUGUGGCCAUAAUUCAGAUUUCCUCUGUGUUCAGGCUGCCCUUUUGUGACAGAGAGGUGGCCCAUUAUUUCUGUGACAUCCGCCCAGUUAUGAAACUCUCCUGUGCUGACACCACUUUACAUGACAUAAUUAAUUUUGUCAUCAGCUCACUCGUUAUUGUGGUGCCCAUGGGCCUGGUCUUCACCUCCUACGUCCUCAUCAUCUCCACCAUCCUCAGGAUCACCUCGGCUGAGGGCCGGAAGAAGGCCUUUGCCACCUGCGCCUCCCACCUCACGGUGGUCAUCGUCCACUACGGCUGCGCCUCCAUUGCCUACCUCAAGCCCAGGUCAGAGAACUCCCGGGAUCAGGACCAGCUGAUCUCGGUGACCUACACCAUCAUCACCCCCCUGCUGAACCCCGCGGUGUACACCCUGAGGAACAAAGAGGUCAGGGAUGCCCUUCGCCGUGCUAUCGGCAAGAAACCUCUGACCUAGGAUCUUUGCAAUUUGACACAUACAUAGCCUAUCAUCCUCGGGGUAAUGUUGUAACCUCAAAAAAAUGUUGAUCCUAUCAUUCAUCCUCUACCUAGAAAGAG